AUGUUGAAAUCGAUAAAAAUUGUUUUUGAACAUCAAGGACGGAAAACCACAAUAAUUGGCGACGACUAUGAAACAAUUGGCGAAAAAAUUAGAUUAUUAUUUCCGAAUGAAAAUCAUCGUCGAAUACAAUUUUAUGAUCCUGAAUUAAGUGAUGUGUUUGAAUUUACAUCUUACGAGCAAGUUCGAGAUCAAUCUAACGGAUUGAAAAUGAAUUUCGAUUUGUCAAUUUCGUCCGAUUUAUAUGAAUCUACUCCAUCUCGGUCACCGAAAGUGAUUGAAAAUGAAAAAUUUGAAACACUAGGAAAUGCUUCGAAACCUACCACUGCGAAACGAUCUCGAAAACAAAUACGACUUGACGAUGACGAUGUACCAUUUUUAAUUGUUUAUAUGUAG
Messenger RNA from Rotaria socialis, 393 nucleotides. The record is from the annotation of a GenBank genome assembly. Lineage: Eukaryota; Metazoa; Rotifera; Eurotatoria; Philodinida; Philodinidae.